UCAUUUUGGUAGCUCAUUCUCCAACGCAGAAGAAGAAAGUUCAUGGUAACCAGGCAACCAAGGAAGCUAUAGUUGACAACUGCUAACAGUAAUCGCUAGCCAACUGCCGUCUAGAGAGUCCUUUGAGGCAAUAAAAUAAUUUUCCAGAGACCAGGCUAUUGACAUUUGGGACACAGCACUUCUGUGACAUCUUGGCUGUCAUCAACACCAUGUCCUGUGCUAUUGAUAACAACUCCAAGCCAAAGUCCAUGAGCAGAGCCAAAGGAUGGACUACAGAGGUGGAAAACCUGUUCAGAUUCCAACAGGCAGGCUACAGAGAUGAACUGGAAUACAUACAAGUCAAACAAGGGGCUUUGAUUGACAAAUGGCCAGAGACCGGCUUUGUGAAGAAGCUCCAGCGUCGAGACAACACAUUUUAUUACUACAGCAGGAAAAGAGAAUGUCUGGACCGCGACGUCCAAAAAGUGAAAGUCUACGCAUAUUAAGGUGUUCUGAACUCUCCCAUCCUUUGAGGAUGCCAGUUAUUAUUAUGAUACAGCCAAUACAUGUCAACAAACUUGGGCACAGAUUAUAACCCUUUUUGUUUUCAAUAAAUGAAUUUUUAAACUGCAUAUAA
This is a messenger RNA of Lates calcarifer (barramundi perch), 616 nucleotides long. It is a transcript of the gene meig1, whose product is annotated as meiosis/spermiogenesis associated 1. NCBI's taxonomy places the organism in Eukaryota, Metazoa, Chordata, Actinopteri, Centropomidae. The coding region runs from base 210 to 485 and encodes 91 amino acids. The record is from RefSeq and is a predicted model, not a curated record. Gene Ontology annotation, cellular component: nucleus. The transcript has 3 exons.